This is a messenger RNA of Sciurus carolinensis (gray squirrel), 1211 nucleotides long. RefSeq names its product insulin growth factor-like family member 4. NCBI's taxonomy places the organism in Eukaryota, Metazoa, Chordata, Mammalia, Rodentia, Sciuridae. The record is from RefSeq and is a predicted model, not a curated record. The coding region runs from base 114 to 464 and encodes 116 amino acids. Gene Ontology annotation, molecular function: signaling receptor binding. The transcript has 4 exons.
CUCUUUAGAUUCCUCCCCAGGUGUGUCCAUACCCCGAUAUUAGCCACAGUCCAAGGUUCCAGAUAGCUGUUCUACUUCUCUGCCUCCCUCUGCUCUGCAGCCUAACCAGAACCAUGCUGUUCAGAAUUUUUGCUGCUGUCUUCCUUGCUGAACUCCUGGGCUCGGGCUCAGGCGUCACAGAUACUGGCCCAUGGCUGUGCCAGCCAGCGCCCAGGUGUGGGGACCAGACCUACGACCCCUUGGAGCAGUGCUGUGACAAUGACACCAUCCUGCCCCUGAAUGCAACCCGGCUGUGUGUCCCCAACUGCAUCUUCUAUCCCUGCUUCCAGCACUGCUGCCUGGAGUCCCUGGGCUCUCAGAAUCAGGCAGUGGUGACAUUCAAGGUCCCAGGCAUGAAGCCCGACUGCAGGUCCUCCCCCAUCUCCAGGAUUUGUGCCAGUGUCUUCUCACCAACACCAUUGUGAACUGGGCACACAUCUAUGCCAGAGUAGCAAUCACCUCUCCCUGCUGGGUAUGCACUAAAACGCCUGUGAUUUUUAUCACCAGACUUCCCUGGUGAAUUCAGACUAUCACUCUGGACAAUUGAAUGUACCUGGAAAAGCCUUUUAUUGCCACCUGAAUAUGGGAUGAAACUGGCACUGGUUUCUAGUAAUCCUAGGUGGUGGGGCUUGUCUUCUGGUUGUGUGAUGUUACAGCUUGUAUUGUUCUUGUGGCCUCUGGAUGCAGGGCUCUGCUCGCCUCACUAAGGGAACAUUGCAGAAGAUGUCAAAUGUGUAGAUUGUAUGGUGAGGGAUCCUAUGGGGAAGAUCAUAGGACAGUCCUCAAAUGGCUGGAGUUAGGCUCCUUUGCCAAGACCUCCAGCAGGCUAUGUUUCUAUUGUGUUCUCGAGGUCAUAAACACUGGCUUGUGAGCAUGUGUCCACUGACGUAACCUGUUGUUAGUGUGCAUUCUUUGUCUGGCCUGCAUAUUAAAUUGGCCUAUGGAAAAGAUUCAGGGGACUACAUGGAACUGGCUGGGGGCUGAAGUUGGAGCUGGGGACUGACUACUGCUACUGCUUCCUCUUAAUAAAACAUGUGUACUAUGCCCAACUAUGUCUUCUAUCUUCUUCCACUUGCUGAGAUUCUGAAUCUGUUUCCUGGCUCUGAGCCGCCUGCCCCAACAGGGUGGUAAUGUUCCUUCCAUCGAUUUUCCUGACAUAAUUUCAUUUUCUU